AUGCAGAUUGCUUGGGCUGUGUGCUCUGUCUGUGUCUUAAUACAAAUUGCAUUUCGAUCUGUGGAAGGGUGGCAAAUGUUUAAAAACGAUGCCACAGAAAUCAUUCCUGAGAUCACUGAAAAUACAGAAACACCGAUGGAGCAGGCUUUCAGCAACAACAACACAAUGAACCAGGCAAAGCAUGGAGGAAGACACAUACAACAAGCUCCAGACCCUAACGAUGCUUCUGGCUUUAGCUGCAGAGAAAUGCGAACCACCCGCUAUGUCACAGAGGGGCCUUGCCGCAGCAUCAAGCCUGUCAAGGAACUGGUCUGCUCUGGUCAGUGUGUCCCCUCGCAUCUCCUUCCCAACUCUAUUGGUAGAGGGAAGUGGUGGCGUCAGAAUGCCCUGGAUUAUCGCUGCAUUCCUGCUCAUACUCGCACGCAGCGCAUCCAGAUGGCUUGUCCUGAGGAAGAGACUCGGACUUACAAAUUCCGAGCUGUCACAUCCUGCAAAUGCAAGCGCUACACCCGCUACCACAACCAGUCUGAGCUGAAGGACUUUGGAAAGGAAACUGUCAGGCCUCAGAAGAACAAGAAGCCCCGUCUCUCCAGAGCCAGGAGCAGCAAAUCUAACCAGCAUGAGUUAGAAAAUGCUUAUUAG
Haliaeetus leucocephalus (bald eagle) is the source of this 642-nucleotide messenger RNA. RefSeq names its product sclerostin (gene SOST). Gene Ontology annotation, biological process: negative regulation of BMP signaling pathway; negative regulation of Wnt signaling pathway; ossification. The record is from RefSeq and is a predicted model, not a curated record. NCBI's taxonomy places the organism in Eukaryota, Metazoa, Chordata, Aves, Accipitriformes, Accipitridae. Bases 1 to 642 code for a protein of 213 amino acids. Gene Ontology annotation, molecular function: BMP binding. The transcript has 2 exons.